Molecule: messenger RNA, 1752 nt
Organism: Megachile rotundata (alfalfa leafcutting bee)
Lineage: Eukaryota; Metazoa; Arthropoda; Insecta; Hymenoptera; Megachilidae
Product: protein Loquacious
Biological process (GO): siRNA processing; regulation of regulatory ncRNA processing
Cellular component (GO): nucleus; RISC-loading complex; cytoplasm
Molecular function (GO): double-stranded RNA binding; siRNA binding
Source: RefSeq, a predicted model, not a curated record
UUUGCAUAUAUGUAUUUAGGUACUGUAAGCUUACUUCUAUAAGUUAUCCAAGUGAAAUUCUUUCUGUUUGAAAUACUGUUAACAUAUUUUACAAUUAAUAGUGUAUAUAUGUGUACAUUUCAUAAAAAUAAAACCAAAGGGAUCAUAACAAUCCAAUAUGAAUAAAACACCUGUGUCUAUUUUACAAGAAAUGAUGGUGAAAAAACACACAGUACCUAAUUAUGAACUUAUACAUGAUGGUGGAGGUACUCACAUGAAUACUUUUACGUACAAAGUAAUUUGUGAUGGCCUUACUGCAACUGGCACAGGACGUUCUAAAAAAGAUGCUAAACACGAAGCAGCAAAAGCAAUGCUAGAAACUAUUGCAGCACAUAGAGGUUAUCCACAGUUACCAGCAUCUCCAGCGCAAUCACCUGUUAGAACACCUUUGCCUCCACAAGUUCCUGAAGUACCAAGAAUUCCACCAACUGAACCAUUUGUUAAUGCUAUUGGUGCUUUACAAGAUUUGUGUGCAGAAAAUAAUUUGCAAGAACCUUUAUAUGUACCAAUUAGCGAUGUUGGACCCCCACAUGCAAAGAUUUUUACUAUUCAAUGUGAAGUAUCAACAUUUAAAGAAAUUGGAGUUGCUAAGACAAAAAAGCAAGCGAAACAGGAAGCUGCUAAAAAAAUGUUGGACAAAAUAAGUGAUUUAGUGGCAAAUCAAGAUGAAAAUUUGUCUGAAGAAAAUGAUGAUACUACUAAGAAGGAAAAUAUUGCUAAUGAACUUGCAAAAGCUCGUUAUCCCUUAUUAUCAAGGUUACCAACAAAAAAAGUAAAUUUAGGUGUUAAGUUAUCGGAGUAUCAUAUCAAACUAAAAAAUAGUUUCCCUAGUGAUAUUUAUACUGACUUAAUUGAGAAAUUAGAAUCCUUUAUUCCUAAAGAUAAAAGUAAUGUUUCUGAGGAAUAUGUAGAAACAUUAUUAAGCGAAUUCUCAGAAUUCUUAUCAACUUUAGGUCUAAAUAUUUCAAAUGUGACUUUAGAGUCUAACAAAGCAGAUAAUCACGUUGUACUUAUGAAAAUAAAUACUUUUCCUGAAAUUACCCAAAUUUCAUGUGCAGAUACAGACACACAAGCUAGGUUUUUUGCAAUAAUAAACCUAAUUAAUACCAUGUUAUUUUUGUUGAAGUAGAUGUAAGUUUUUAUACCAACAGGAUAGUGUCAUAAUAAUUUUAUAAAUUGUGUCUUUUAUACAGUUAACACGUUGAAUACUAUGCAGCUCACUAGUAACUAAUAUUUGAUUUGCCAGUAACGUCAAGGGGCUAAUUGCUGAUCGACGAUACAGAUCUUUGUAAAAUCAAAUUAGUGAUAAUGUUUAUAAAAUUGUCUGUAUUGUUAAUGUUGAUAAACGCGAACAGAAUGUAUCUGUACAAUCUGUUUAGACUUUUUAGUUUAAUUCUUUUAUUGGUGAUAAAAAAAGAAGUUGGUACAGGGUCAUUGGUGACUUUCCAUCAGAAACGUGCAUAAACUCUGAUACGACAUUUUUACUCGAUUGAUUUAUAUAAUAUUUCAUCGUAAUGAUCAUAGAGUUAUUCAACGUGUUGAAUGCAACUUACGAAAGUUAUCAAAUUUGUUUAUAUUGUAAAAGUACCAAAAUCACAAAUAAUAAGUUAAAUAUAAUUUCUGUUAUGAACGAUAAUAAUAAAUAUAAGUAAUUAAAAGUUAAUUUUGUAGUGACAUAAUACGAUAUCAACAAGUAUUUAUUUAAUUUUUUAU